Molecule: messenger RNA, 4373 nt
Organism: Uloborus diversus
Lineage: Eukaryota; Metazoa; Arthropoda; Arachnida; Araneae; Uloboridae
Product: 3'-5' RNA helicase YTHDC2-like
Exons: 29
Coding region: 48-4358 (1436 amino acids)
Cellular component (GO): intracellular anatomical structure
Molecular function (GO): RNA binding; ATP binding; protein binding
Source: RefSeq, a predicted model, not a curated record
GGGUAAUGAAAUUUUUUCGCAUCAACCCAACAUAUUUACUUUGAAAAAUGACUCGUCACCGGCAAGGAGGGGUCAAAGUGGGUGAAGAUUUUCGAAUAGCAGUUCAUCUUGCAAUAAAGAAUUUCAGGCAUAACGAAGAACAAAAAGAAUAUGAAUUUCCAUCAUCAUUUACUUCAACUGAAAGAGCCUAUUUACAUCGUUAUACCCAAAACCUUGGAUUGAAGUCUAAAAGCAGAGGAGAGGGAGCUAAUCGGUUUCUCACUGUCUACAAAAAAGAAGGUUCAACAAUUGUUCAAGCUGAUGCUGUGUUUGAAUUGGGUCCAACCUCACAAAGACAAACAUUUAAUCUGUUACAAAGAUUUCCGGUGACUGCAAGAGAAAGGCAAGAACUUUUGCCGCCAACCGAAAGAGAUCGUAUUUUAGGCCAGGACAGUAAGUUUUCAGCCUUGUCUUUAGUUAAAAAUACCCUUCGGGAUGUCAAUCGUUCAAUGGGUCGUCUUAGCAGUGGAAUUCCAAUGGUUCCUCCAAGAAGAUGCGAAAACGAAUAUACUCACUUUCGUCAAACCUUACCCAUCUGGAACAAGCGGGAGGAAAUUAUUCAAAUGAUUUCUUGUCAUCAAGUUAUUUUGGUGUCCGGUGAAACAGGCAGCGGAAAAACCACACAGGUGCCACAGUUUAUAUUAGAGCACUGUAGCAACAUUGGUCAGCCUUGUCGUAUUAUUUGUACUCAGCCUAGGAGGAUAGCAGCUGUGACUGUUGCUGAAAGAGUUUCUCUCGAAUGUGAUGAAAAAAUCGGCCAGAGUGUUGGAUAUCAAAUACGUCUUGAAAGCAGGGUAUCCUCAAAAACUUUACUUACAUUCUGUACCCAUGGUGUACUUUUGAGAACUCUCAUGGGAGGAGAUGCUUCAGUAGCUACUGUGACUCAUAUUCUCGUUGAUGAACUGCACGAAAGAGACCGUUACAGUGAUUUCUUGCUUGUAGUUCUUAGAGAUUUGCUGCUGAAAUUCAGAAAUCUGAAAUUAGUUCUGAUGUCUGCAUCAUUAGACACACAACUGUUUUGUAAAUACUUCAGCAACUGUCCUCUUAUUGAAGUUCCUGGCAGAGUUUUUGAUGUGAAAACCUUUUUUCUUGAAGAUGUACUAAAAGGAACAGGGUAUUCCAAUAAAGCUAUGCUGAAGUAUAAAAGAGAUUUUGAGAAACAGAAGUCAGCAAAAAAACUGGAUUCUUGGUGUUCUGUUCAAAGUUCUAAUUUUUCUAGCAGUCUAGAAAUGCAGCCUUCCGUUCAAGACCUAACCAAUUACUUUUCAGAUAUGGGUCUUAAAAGUUUGGAUGUUAACUUAUAUCCAGCUCCACAUCUGGUUGCUGCAAUGGAUGCUGCAAUUGAGGAAGCUUGGAUGUCUGGGAACAAGGAUUUCACUGCUUUGAUGCAAUUAGUUUUAUCUGAAAAUAUAUGUGUUGAUUUCCAGCACAGUGAAACAAAUGCCAGUCCUUUAAUGCUUGCUGCUGGAAGGGGAAACAUGGAUGUUGUAGAACAGCUACUUGCACUUGGCGCAAGUAUUCACUUAAAAUCAUCAAAUGGCUGGACAGCCAUUGAUUGGGCUAACCAGUUUGGUCAUAAAGAAAUUGUAGAAUUGCUAUCUGGUCAAAGUUCCCAAUGUAAAUCAUCUGAAAAUGAUGGUAAUUCAUUUGAAAAUCAGUUGGAAAUUAGUGAGGAAGAUAAGAUAUUAUUAGAUUCAUACACUCAUAGUGUUGAUGAAGAUAAAAUAGAUCACGAAUUGGUCUUGUGCUUAUUGGAAAGAAUUUGUGGAAGUCAAGAAGAAGGAUCUGUGUUGAUAUUUCUCCCAGGAUAUGAUGACAUUGUUACUCUUAGAGAUGGAAUUCUGAAUGAUACUCGAAAUAUUCCCGAAAGCCGAGCAAUGAUAUUUACACUACACUCGCAAAUGCAAAGUUCGGAUCAAAAGAGAGUUUUCAGGCCUGUACCUCCUGGCAUGAGAAAAAUUAUAUUAGCCACAAAUAUUGCUGAAACUAGUAUCACUAUUAAUGAUGUGGUGUUUGUUAUUGACUGUGGAAAGGUCAAGGAGAGAACUUACGAUGCUUUAACGGGUGUCACACAGUUAAAAGCAGGCUGGAUAUCCAAAGCAAGUGCUGUUCAAAGGCGUGGUCGAGCAGGCCGCUGCAGGCCCGGACUAUGUUAUCAUCUAUACAGUAGGGCUCGCUUUAACAGUUUUCAGAAAUUCCAAGUUCCGGAAAUUUUACGCGUCCCCAUACAUGAGUUAUGCCUUCAAGCCAAACUAUUGGCACCACCCAAUGCUCCCAUUGCUGACUUUUUAGCAAAAGCUCCUGAUCCACCUCCAUUCAUGGUGACACGUAAUGCUGUAACUUUGUUGAAGACCAUCGACGCAUUAGAUCCUUGGGAAGAGCUUACUGAACUAGGACUUCAUCUUCUUGAUUUACCCAUUGAACCUCGUCUCGGAAAAAUGGUGCUGUAUUCUGUGGUACUAAAAUGUUUGGAUCCAGUUUUGACGAUUGUUUGUUGCUUAGCAUAUCGUGAUCCAUUUAUGAUACCAUCCCAACCAUCCCAGAAAAGAGCUGCCGCAAUUGCUAGAAGAAAAUUCGCUUGUGAUACUUACAGUGAUCAUAUGGUUUUAUUGCGAGCUUUUCAGGCAUGGCAGAAAGCUAAAGCAGAAGGCCAUGAACAUGGAUUUUGUAGCAGAAAUUUCAUCUCUUCAGCUUCAAUGGAGAUGAUUGUUGGAAUGCGAUCUCAGCUUUUAGGCCAGUUGAGAGCUUCAGGUUUCGUAAGAUCCAGAGGAUCAGGCGAUAUAAGAGACUUAAACAGCAACUCUGAAAUUUGGGCCGUCGUGAAAGCUGCACUGUGUGCUGGCACGCACCCGAAUUUGAUAAGAGUGGAUAGAGAUCGUCAACAGUUGAUUACACAAAAAGAAAGCAAGGUAAAGUUUCACCAUUCUUCAAUUUUGAAUAAAUUGUCAGUACCUGCAAAGCAGCAUGUGACUGCGCUGAUGAAACAAAUGAUCAAUGAGUUGCCAUGUGAUUGGCUUCUUUAUGAAGAAAUGAUGAGGACUGGAAGCAUAGCACAUGCCCACUGUUGCUCUCUUAUCACCCCUUUGACUGUGGCUUUGUUUGCAGGCCCAGCACGCUUGCCUCUCGAUGCACUCCAUGAACCAGAUCAAGCUCGGUUAGAAGGUUACAUGGAAGAAGAAGAUAGUGAAGAUGAUACUAAAUAUGAUAACCAGAAAGCAAUGUUUAAGAUUGAUGACUGGAUAUCUUUUAGAGUAGAGCCUGAGAUUGCUCGCUUAGUACUUCAGCUUCGUCAGAAAUGGCAUGCAUUAUUUUUGAAACGCAUGCACACACCUUCUAAGUUAUUGAACCAAUCAGAUGAAGCAGUCAUACGCACAAUUGUUGGAGUGUUGGCAUCGGAAGACCAGGCACUCAAUCUCCAGAAUCCUCCAGGUAUUGGUCAAAGACCAAGACCUCUAAUGGUUGAUUACUGUCCACCUGCUCAUUUAGGGAGGCAAAUGCAGUCUAGUCCAAACCAUAAGGCUGCUAAUUUUUAUAGUCAAAAUAAUCCUCAUAAUGUACAAGGUAUGUUGUCUUUUCAAGAUGAGCCACCGAGCUUACCAAACUGUUCAUUGCCAUCAAAUUAUGGUGAUAAUUACGGUAGAUGUAGCCCUCACUCACGUGCAAUGGCACAAUCUUACAGCAGCCACCAACAGCAAAUGCCCAAACCAAGCUGCAGUGCUCAAAGCAUGAACAGCAGGUUUAGAUACUUUAUUAUAAAAGCCAGUGCUUCCAGGGUUGUUGAAGUCUCAAUGGCAAAAAAUAUUUGGGCAUUUACUCCAACAACUGAAAGAAAACUUAUUGGUGCAGUAAAGGAAGGAAAAGAAGUAAUUCUCAUAUUCUCCAUACAAGGAAGUGGACAUUUCCAAGGCUUUGCUCAAUUCACUCAGAUUAUAUCAGAUCAGCGUCCUUCUGAAUUCAGUGUUGCAAAUCUUGGCCCUUGUUACCAGAUAAAAUGGGUGAAAAAGGCAAGCAUUCCUUUUCAAAGUACGCGGCACUUGCAGAAUGCCUGGAAUGACAAUCGAAAAGUUCAGAUCUCUAGAGAUGGCCAGGAACUAGAGCCCUCUGUUGGUAAAUCACUUUGUGAACUCAUAUUUAAAGGGCAACCUGCUUUUAAUUCUGACUGCGCCAAAACUAACCGCAGGCAUGUUGGAUACUGUCGAGAAAAUUUCCCAACCGAUCCCGGCCCAAUGCCAAGGAACCAAGCUCAGUGGGAACCCCAACAUCACAUGCCAUCCCAUUGUGGCUCCAAAAGACGAAAUAAGCUUAAGAAAAAUGCAUGAAAAUGAAUCAUUCGC